AGCAGAAGGGACAGGGACUGGCGGGAGGUGCGCAGAGCUCUCCGGGCUGCCAGUGCUCGCUGCGCCUGGGGAAUUGGGCUGUGGGCGAGGCGGCCCUGGCCGGCCUUUAUCGCUCCCCCGUUCGUCUUUUGAAACUUUAUCAAGGAGUCUCACCACUCGCUGCAGACGAGAGCAGGGGGCGGGGGCGAGGCGCCGGCAGCGUGACGAGGCGCUCCGGUGCUGAGCGCUUCUGCUCCGGGCACGCAUGGCGCCCGCACACGGAGUCUGACCUGAUGCAGACGCAAGGGGGUUAAUAUGAACUCCCCUCUCGGUGGAAUCUGGUUCUGGCUCCCUCUGCUCUUGACCUGCCUCAUCCCUGAGGUCAGCUCUUCAUGGUGGUACAUGAGAGCUACUGGUGGCUCCUCUAGGGUGAUGUGUGACAAUGUGCCAGGCCUGGUGAGCCGCCAGCGGCAGCUGUGCCACCGCCACCCAGACGUGAUGCGUGCCAUUGGCUUGGGAGUAGCGGAGUGGACUGCAGAGUGCCAGCACCAGUUCCGCCAGCACCGUUGGAACUGUAACACCCUGGACAGGGACCACGGCCUCUUUGGCAGGGUUCUGCUCCGAAGUAGUCGGGAAUCUGCCUUUGUUUACGCCAUCUCCUCAGCUGGAGUUGUAUUUGCCAUCACCAGGGCCUGUAGCCAAGGAGAAUUAAAAUCCUGUUCCUGUGAUCCAAAGAAGAAAGGAACUGCCAGAGACAGCAAAGGCAUCUUCGACUGGGGUGGCUGCAGUGAUAACAUUGACUAUGGGAUCAAGUUUGCCCGAGCAUUUGUGGAUGCCAAGGAAAGGCAGGGGAAGGAUGCCAGAGCCCUGAUGAAUCUUCACAACAACAGAGCUGGCAGGAAGGCUGUAAAGCGGUUCUUGAAGCAGGAGUGCAAGUGUCACGGUGUGAGCGGCUCAUGUACCCUGAGGACAUGUUGGCUGGCCAUGGCCGACUUCAGAAAAACGGGUGAUUAUCUCUGGAGGAAGUACAAUGGGGCCAUCCAAGUGGUCAUGAACCAGGAUGGCACUGGUUUCACUGUGGCUAAUAAGAGGUUUAAGAAACCAACGAAAAAUGACCUUGUGUAUUUUGAGAAUUCUCCAGACUACUGUAUCAGGGACCGAGAGGCAGGCUCCCUGGGUACAGCAGGCCGAGUGUGCAAUCUGACUUCCAGAGGCAUGGACAGCUGUGAAGUCAUGUGCUGCGGCAGGGGCUAUGACACCUCCCGCAUCACCCAGAUGACCAAGUGUGAGUGUAAAUUCCACUGGUGUUGUGCUGUGCGCUGUCAGGACUGCCUGGAGGCCCUGGACGUGCACACGUGCAAGGCCCCCAAGAGCGCCGACUGGGCGACCCCUACAUGACCCUGGCAGACUGCCAUCCGCUUCCCUCCUGCAGGACUCCAUCGGAUCUGCAACGACACUGGAUCUCCGGGUUUCCUCUGGGGGGACAAUUCUGAAGGCGUGUGGCCUUUGUCCCAGUCGAAGCCCCUUCUUCCCUGGAGACCCCAGAACGAGGGGCCACAUGCUGCACAUAUGCAUACCCUGUUCUAUAUGUCAUCCACCAUUGUGGGUUUCCCUCUCAUCCUGAUGAGUUCUCUUUUGAAAUAGUAGGGUAGGCUGUUAGAGAGGCAGUGUCCCAGACCUCUGUCACGUAGGCUUUUCCUCUUUCUGGAGCAAUAGGCCAGGGAGAAAAACACAACAAAAAAGGGCAUCUCAAAGGAGUUGUAUAUGUGUCUUCCAACAAAUGCUUACAGUUAAGGAAUUCUCUACUUCUCUCUGGGACAUAAAGAAAGCAGAAUCAACUGUCACCAAAUUAACAUUAAUUGUUAAGAAAAACCAAGCAAGGCUUUUGUCUGAUCAAAGGAUGUCCAUAGCCACCAUCUUAUAGGUAAUUGGUAAAUGCUUAGAGAAAACCAGCUUCAAUAAACUUCACAUUUAAGAUGCA
Molecule: messenger RNA, 1960 nt
Organism: Octodon degus (degu)
Lineage: Eukaryota; Metazoa; Chordata; Mammalia; Rodentia; Octodontidae
Gene: Wnt2
Product: Wnt family member 2
Exons: 5
Coding region: 295-1377 (360 amino acids)
Biological process (GO): canonical Wnt signaling pathway; cell fate commitment; neuron differentiation
Cellular component (GO): extracellular region
Molecular function (GO): cytokine activity; frizzled binding
Source: RefSeq, a predicted model, not a curated record